UUGUUGCUUUUAACACAGGAAAAGCACAUAUGUAACAACAAGAAACUUGCAGUUGGCGAUCAUGGCUCCAGGCACCAACUCGAUCGCCUAUGUGGAUAGAAACAAUAUCUACUACAGAGCAAACCCGGAAGAUGAGACAAAUGACAUCAUCCUCACAAGAGAUGGUGUCAAUGGCAAGAUCUACAAUGGAGUACCCGACUGGGUAUAUGAAGAGGAAAUAAUCUCAUCCAACUCUGCAAUGUGGUUCUCUCGGAAUGGCAGUUAUCUUGCGUACUUCAAGUUCAAUGACUCUAACGUGUUGAUACAAGCCAUUCCAGUGUAUGGCCCACCAAACCUAAAGCAGUGGCAGUACACACGCUACGACCAGAUACAUUACCCUAAGGUAGGAACACCCAACCCAACGAUCUCCGUACAUGUUUUCAAUCUGCGCAACUUCACUGGUGUCAACAACACACUCCCUACACAGUACAACUACCCAGCUCCAGAAGAUAUUACCAGUGAUAACAAAGAGCCUAUUGCCAGCUUGCUAGCUUGGACUAAUGAUGACCAAUUUAUCAUUGUAUGGAUGAACCGAUACCAGAACCAACUCGUUCUACAACUCUGUGAAGUCAGCGAUGUAAAUCCUUGCAGGACACUAUUCAGCUACAAAGAACCUAACGGAUGGCUGCAACUGGAGAAUCCUCGGUUUGACGCGGCAGGGGAUCGCAUGAUCUUCAUCUGGUGGCACCCUCAGAGUGAUGGAGAUUCAUACUCUCACGUGACCAUGAUGAAUCUAACACAACCUGAACCUCGGCUGAUCCCUCUCUCUUCUGGUACCUUCACAGUCACAGAGAUAUCUGGCUGGGAUCUGGACAGUGAUGAAGUGUAUUUCCUCGCCACAGUCCCAGGACACCCCGAGCAGCUGAGGACAUUCAAGGUGAUGGCCCACUCACCCUAUACGAUGACCUGCAUCUCCUGCAACCACCAGAAUGUGGUUGAUGGCAGCAACUGCUCCUACGCUGGGGCAAUGUUCAGCAAUGAUGCCCACUACUACGCCCUCAGCUGCGCAGGCCCCAACGUCCCUGAAGUCACCCUCUUUAACAGGGAGGGGGAGGAACUGAUAGUAUGGGAAGACAAUCGCAAGACUCGCAGUUUUGUGGAGAACCUGUCGAUGCCAGUGAAGCGAGUCAUGGAUGUACCCACGGGUAACGGAUACACAGCACGGGUACAGCUGAUUCUGCCUCCUGAGCUAGCAGACUUUGAUGAGAAAAAGGUCUAUGAAAAGAAGUACCCUCUACUUGUCAAUGUAUAUGGGGGCCCUGAUUCUUCUAUGGUGAAGGACAUGUUUGCUACAGACUUUAACACUUACAUGGUAGCCAAUAAGUCAAUUGUAGGGGUCUUCAUCGAUGGCAGAGGCUGCAACCUCAUGGGUCUCAAGGCUCGGUACGCUAUCUACAAGAAACUUGGCCAGGUGGAGGUGGCAGAUCAACUCACAGUUAUCAAAUAUCUGCAGGACACAUACUCGUUCAUUGAUCGCAACCGAACAGCCUCCUGGGGCUGGAGCUAUGGUGGCUAUGCAACCGGAAUGAUGUUGGCAGAUGAUGCUGAGAACAGAAUCAAGUGUGGCGUUUCCAUAGCACCUGUUACAGACUGGGUCUACUACGACUCUAUCUACACAGAGCGUUUCAUGCAGACAUUUGAAGAAAACCUGAACGGCUACAUGCAAGCUUCGUUGCUCAACCGAUCGAGUAAACUGAAGAACAAAGAGUUCUUCCUAAUCCAUGGAACCAAGGAUGACAAUGUCCACUACCAGAACUCCAUGCAACUGGCCAAGCUGUUGGCUAGGAAUGACAUUCCAUUUCGGCAAAUGACUUACCCCGAUGAAGAUCAUGCUCUGAAGUUUGUCCAGCCUCAUUUCUACCAUGCAAUUGAAGAGUUCCUGGAUGAAUGCUUAUUCGAAACAUCCUCGUGAUAAUGCUGGUUGUUGAUUUUUGUUAUUGCUCAGUGUAUGUACAUGUUUGAUGUUGUUUUUUUGUAAAUUUUAUUUAUGUUUUAUAUAUCAGUAGUAUAUUUUGCAAAGUUUUUGAGAAAUUAAUCUCAUCUCUCGAGAUAAAAUUGUUUCUGCAUUACAGACCUUUAAAAGGUGUGGGGUAUGUAUUGUAAUUUGUGAUUGUUUAUAACUAUUCUGUUAAGUACUGUACUUGUUAUGUUUUAGUAUUGGAACAAACUAUUAUCAGUGUUAUUUUCUAACAGUAUUGCGAUUUGCUUUUAAUGAUUUUAUUUUCUAAACUCUAGAUCAGUUCCUUAUUUUAAAAUCGACUAAUUUUUAUUUUAAUGUGUAUCAAAUAUUGUUAUAGAUGAAAUGAUUUUAUUCCAUUUACAAAAUGGUACAUCAUAUUCCAUUUUAUAGUUUUUUACAAUUAUAUUAUUAUACCUUAUUGAGGAUUGAUAAUCUAAUUCUAGAGUUUUGUUAUUUGUUUUUCUUAUUUUACUUCAUAUAAGAAUACAUAUUUAAGUACUUGUAUGAAAAAUUUUAACAUUUAUUUAACCUCAAAUUUAUAUUGAUUACAUCAAAUAAUAUUCAUAAGUUUACUACUUUUCAUCGUUGUGUACCAUUUUUUUAAAUUGACUUUUACAAGCUUAACAACAUGUUUAAUACAUACGGUUUCAUGAAGAAUGUUAUUAAAUAUUAUUAAGAAACACAAUUCAUUUUACACUGUCUAAAACAAGUGAAGAAGUUUUGCUAACUCAUAACAGUAUUUUUAUUGUGUGCAUACUUUUAAUUAAAUGUAAAUAAUGAACUUUUAUAACUUUUAUUCUCAUACGUACUUAAGCAGUUGUUAGUAGCUAGCAAAGUUGAUAACUUAUAUAAUUGUUUAGCCAAGUAAGAUUGAAAUGUAAAAAGAACAAUUGUAAUUAAUGUUAAAUGGUCUCGAUAAGUUAAGUUAUAUUUCUCAAGUCUUUGUACAAAUAUUCUACCAAUAAAGAGAUUGAUCACAUUGA
This is a messenger RNA of Homalodisca vitripennis (glassy-winged sharpshooter), 2982 nucleotides long. Its product is annotated as venom dipeptidyl peptidase 4-like. NCBI's taxonomy places the organism in Eukaryota, Metazoa, Arthropoda, Insecta, Hemiptera, Cicadellidae. Gene Ontology annotation, molecular function: serine-type peptidase activity; dipeptidyl-peptidase activity. The coding region runs from base 62 to 1951 and encodes 629 amino acids. The record is from RefSeq and is a predicted model, not a curated record. Gene Ontology annotation, biological process: proteolysis. The transcript has 11 exons.